GCGAGCGAGCGAGCGAGCAGGCGGCAGGCGCGGUCUGCGCGAGGAGCGGGCGAGCGGGAAGACGAGACGCAGCCACCUUCCUCCCCAGCCAGCCCUCAGUGGUUUGUUCCCUUCCUCGGGAGUGCGCCAAUGCCUGGUCCGACCCAAACCCUGUCCCCAAAUGGCGAGAACAACAACGACAUCAUCCAGGAUAACGGGACCAUCAUUCCUUUCCGGAAGCACACAGUGCGCGGGGAGCGUUCCUACAGUUGGGGAAUGGCAGUCAAUGUGUAUUCUACCUCGAUAACCCAAGAGACUAUGAGCAGACAUGACAUCAUUGCAUGGGUUAAUGACAUAGUAUCUUUAAACUACACAAAAGUGGAACAGCUUUGUUCAGGAGCGGCCUAUUGCCAGUUCAUGGACAUGCUCUUUCCAGGCUGCAUUAGUUUGAAGAAAGUAAAAUUUCAAGCAAAGUUGGAGCAUGAGUAUAUUCACAAUUUUAAACUUCUGCAAGCAUCGUUUAAGCGAAUGAAUGUUGAUAAGGUAAUUCCAGUGGAGAAGCUGGUGAAAGGGCGUUUCCAGGACAACCUGGAUUUUAUUCAGUGGUUUAAGAAAUUCUAUGAUGCUAACUACGAUGGGAAGGAGUAUGAUCCCGUUGAAGCGCGACAAGGGCAAGAUGCAAUUCCUCCUCCCGACCCUGGCGAACAGAUCUUCAACCUGCCAAAAAAGUCUCACCAUGCAAACUCCCCCACAGCAGGUGCGGCUAAAUCAAGUCCAGCAUCUAAACCAGGAUCCACACCUUCUCGUCCCUCAUCAGCCAAAAGGGCUUCGUCCAGCAGCUCAGCAUCCAAAUCUGAUAAAGAUUUAGAAACACAGGUCAUACAGCUUAAUGAACAGGUACAUUCAUUAAAACUUGCCCUUGAAGGCGUGGAAAAGGAAAGGGAUUUCUACUUCGGAAAGUUGAGAGAAAUUGAGCUCCUCUGCCAAGAACAUGGGCAGGAAAACGAUGACCUCGUGCAGCGACUAAUGGAAGUCCUCUAUGCUUCGGAAGAACAUGAGGGCCACCCUGAAGAGCCGGAAGCAGAGGAACAGGUCCAUGAGCAGCAGCCCCAGCAGCAGGAAGAGUACUGAACCGUGGUGGCAGCUCUCGACACUUCCAUUUUGCAUGGGAACUUUUCUUCUGGAGAAUUGGAACAUGUGUGGCCUCAAGCUCAGCAGAAACCAGUUGUUCCCAAUCUGCCGUUAACAUCAACGCGCUGUUACAUACACCAGCCACUGCGCUCGGUUCCCAUUUCCUUUGCCAAGACGCAUUAGCAGCCGGCCGUUCGGCGGCCUACCCAAGAGAUCAUGGGGUCACAUACCUUCAACUUCACCACUUGGCUGCUUGAGAUUGGUUCUGCUCUUUUCAUUUCUUUCCAGAGCAACUCUCCCCACCCCACCACCACCACCACCAACACCCCCUUUUUAUCCUGGUGUGAAACAAUGGUAAUUUGAUAUAUGGUAUUUAUAUUGGCAUUUCUCAACCCAGUGUCACUAGAUGUCACACACAUUUGUGGUGCUUCGAUGUUUGCAAGUCUAACCUCUGAGUAAAUUUGGUCAAGUGAUAAAUUGGAACAAAGGGAAAGAGAUACUUGAUAUGAAAGCCAUAAUGACAGUGACUUGUUUCAUGGGGAAAAACAGAGUCAGUUUCUCCCUCUACUCACAACAUUAAAGGGAAAAAAAAAAAAUGGAUUCAAAACUAGGACUUCAGGGCCCGGCAGUGUUCACACAUCAGCAUGUUAGACAACCACACAGAAUGUUGUUAGUUUUGAAAGACAUUCACUCAAGGAAAACACCGUCUCCAUUUGGCCCUUUCACCACUUGCCCCUGCUCUCCCCCACCCCAGUUCUCAUGCUGUUUUCUUUCUCAGGGUCCUCUUUGGUGGGCAGCCACUCCCCAAGAAGCUGUCAUCAGUUGUCUGCAGUCCAGAGGGGGUCUGCGUAGGUACAGGUCCACCUGCCUCAGUCCCUCCCUCCUUGUGUGGGUUUCAGCCCAAAUCCUGUUCGCCACACUAGGGGACUCCUACUAAAGAAUGACUUCAGAGUGUGCAGCCCCGAGUUUCAGGGUUCUGUGCACCCUGCUGCACACUUGCUGGAAGCCUGGGACUGCAGACCUUAUUAAUCGGAGCAUAAUUCCAAGGGAGAAUCAUGGUUCUGAAGUCUGGUGUUGACACUGGAAUGACAGCACAGAAAAAUCCAUGAUUCCCAGUACCUUCUGGAAUAAGGAAUUUCCCGUCUGUAAUACAAGGGCCCUCCUUGUCAUUGACCUUUGCUAAACCAUGGCAAUUCAGAAAUAGAGGAAACAUUAAUGAAUUAAAAGCAUUCCUUAUUUUUUUAACUAAUAUUUGCACAUUUUCCUAGUAUCUUUCCAAAUCUUUGCCUUCUUUUUUUUUUCCUUUGACAGAUGGCAUCCCUUCCUGGAUCAUUCAUUUCACUUGGUUUCUAACUUUAGAUUUACUUUCACUUGUUAUUGGACUUAGCAGGUGCAACGAAAACAAGAAACAAGUGUGCCCACCCCACUUUCCUCUUAAACGCUUAAAAUAAAUUUCUGAAUUAUGUAUCAUAAA
This is a messenger RNA of Equus quagga, 2584 nucleotides long. RefSeq names its product microtubule associated protein RP/EB family member 2 (gene MAPRE2). The transcript has 7 exons. Lineage: Eukaryota; Metazoa; Chordata; Mammalia; Perissodactyla; Equidae. Bases 130 to 1110 code for a protein of 326 amino acids. Gene Ontology annotation, biological process: spindle assembly; regulation of microtubule polymerization or depolymerization; protein localization to microtubule plus-end. The record is from RefSeq and is a predicted model, not a curated record. Gene Ontology annotation, molecular function: microtubule plus-end binding. Gene Ontology annotation, cellular component: spindle midzone; cytoplasmic microtubule; microtubule organizing center.